This is a messenger RNA of Striga asiatica, 306 nucleotides long. Lineage: Eukaryota; Viridiplantae; Streptophyta; Magnoliopsida; Lamiales; Orobanchaceae. The record is from the annotation of a GenBank genome assembly.
AUGCUCCUCACUGGCAGGAGAAAGGGGGUUGCCGGGGAGGUGGAGGACGCCCUCCACGAGGCAGCCAUUCUUGCCGAGAACCUCGAGCGCGAAGCGGCGGCGCUGGAAGUCAUAGAAGAUCCGGGCAUGGUGGCGGCUGAUGUUCAUCCCGCCGCCGAGAGAGGACAGGUCGACGUCGACGGUCGAUUUCUUGGAGUUGCGGCCGAGGAUGAUGGAAAUAUCGACUUUGGGGUUGCAGGCUAUGUAGCAACAUGUUCACAGUUGUGUUUCAGCAACAGGAACAUGGGGGACAAGGAGAUGCUCUAG